Macrobrachium nipponense is the source of this 1848-nucleotide messenger RNA. RefSeq lists its product as uncharacterized. The transcript is spliced from 5 exons. NCBI's taxonomy places the organism in Eukaryota, Metazoa, Arthropoda, Malacostraca, Decapoda, Palaemonidae. The coding region runs from base 114 to 1130 and encodes 338 amino acids. The record is from RefSeq and is a predicted model, not a curated record.
UCUGGUUUUAGUUCGUCCGGGCUCUGUUGUCAAGGCAGUGAUAUUAUUGUUAUGGGGUCCGUUUGUGUUGUGAAGUCCAGCUGAUUUCUUUCGUGAACAACUACCAAGAUACCAUGAGAGCCAUCUUUCUGCUCAUCGGCUUUAUUGCUGCAUCAUCUGCAGAGGGAACUCAAUCUGAUUGCCAAGAAGUAGGCUUCCCGGUGAGUAUGGCUCUAGCUGACGACGGCACCUUCGCAGCCGUCCUGGUGCUCCAACCCGAGUCCCUGAGGUGGACUCUAGACCUAGGCGUCGUGAGCUUCGACGGGAGUUCGAACAAGACCGUAGCGAUGGUGACCUUUGAUGCAAGAUCAGAAAAGCCGAACCUAAACUUAAACUGUACUAAUACCGAUGGAAACUCAUGCCAAUCUCUCACAGACCUGGAUAGUACUAUUUUUAAGAUCCAGGUUAAUGGAACCCUUCUAAAAGUUUAUCAAAAGUCACCUGAGGUGUUUAAAGUAAUCGGAAAGUUUAUUUGUACUGAACUUGGCAAAGAAAAGAUUAGCCUCAUCAGGACGGGAGAAGAGACCAGAGAUUUCAGUGAUGUUCAAGUGUGCUCUGUUGCAAAUGGAAAGAAAGGAAUAGCCGUAGGUACCGUUACCGGCGUCGUGGCACUUGCCCUGUUAUCUGUUUGUUUGGUAAUGGUCUCAGUUAAGGGAAUGAAAAGAUUCUGCAAAGGAGAGGCCGCGAAACCUUUAGAGAAGUUCAAGAUACGACGUCGGUUUGUCGAACGCCACGCUCAGAUUCCCUACAGAGAUAUGCCUGUCCCCGAAGGUGGCCGAUAUCCAGCGUAUCGUAUCCAAGAGGGCGAAGUCACCUUCACAGACGGCAGCAGAAGAACCGAAUCGAUCCGUAGCCCACAGGACACGAACAUCCAAGUCCUUUACAAAGUCCGCACAAUAGUGGCCGUGCCCGGAGGAAUCUGCAGCUCUGUGGCUUCAGGAAGACGGUUGUGCCCUCCACCGGGAGCUUCCAGCGAGCAAAUAUACCAGAACUUCCCACCGGCACGGUGCCAGGAAUUGCCCGAGAACCUGGAACCAGAGUCGCCUGACCACAUUUACGAUCAUUUGAACUAUCAUCGUCCUUCUCCCUGAAGGCUGAUAAGCAAAUGUGAUUUGAUUGGAACGCUCUUCAACAUUUUUAAGCUACUGAAGUUUUCUCAGAUUCGCCUUAAAUAUAAGGUAUUGUGUCUGUGUAUAUGUUUAUGUGGACGUUUGUGUAUGUGUUUUAAGUCCGUGUGUGUGUAUGUUUGAGGGAAAUGACAUUUUUUGUAGUAAUCUAAAUUCCUUAGCUGAACCUGUAGAAUUCAUUUUAGCUUCUACCACCACAUGUAGAAACUAACUUAAGUAACUUGUAACUGUAUCUUUUACGUUUGUGUGACGUUCUCGCCGCAUGCAAAUUAUUCUGAAUAAUUUGCAGUAGAUAUUAAUGUCAGUAAGGUUUUUUGUGUUAAGCAUUGUAGUAACCUUAUGGUGACCUUGCUCUACCCAUAGCGCAAUGUAUAUUGUUGCUCUUUUGUAUUGACUUAAGCUUAGCUUUUAAGUCUUAGUUUUGUAAUUUGUAGCUCGUUUUUGCUCUUAUAAACUUAGUUAUCUACUUAUUAUAUGUUGCAUUUAUGUAUGAAUUAUAUUUGCCAUGUACGUAUUAUGUAUUGGUCUUUACAAACCCUCUGUAUAUUUAUACUGUAUAUACCUUCUAGCCCAGAUGGUAACCUUGUGGACAUACGAAUUGGUAUUUACUUUAUUAUUAUUAUUAUUAUUAUUAUUAUUAUUAUUAUUAUUAUUAUUAUUAUUAUUAUUAUUAUUAUUAUUA